UUUGCGGCUUCACUAAAGAUCAUUUUUCUUGCGUUUCUCAGGAGAUUUUGGUUACACGUCUUUCAACAUUUAUAAACCAAUUUCUGUGACUGUUUUCUAUACACUCGCCUUUUUUUUUUUUUUUUAAUUUGUAUUGCCUCAAACUUGGUGCCCGAGUUGUAAAAAGUGCAGAUUUUGCAAACGUCUGUCCACGUAUUGUGGAAAGCAUGUGCUGAGACUCUAGUAGCAUUCUUAGUAAUGAAAGACAAAGGAACUUUAUUGUGCAGAAAGCUUUGCAGCAUAGACUUUUAAAUGGUAACAUCACAUGCAAUCAACCACGAGGCCAUGGAACUUAAUUUAAACCUAAGACAGAGGGCAGAGGCUGAACAUUAUACUUGUUUUUUUCUGUCAAAAUUCUGCGUUUUCGUGUUCUAGUAUGCAGAUUUUGGAGUAAACCCACUGUAAUAAAUAGGGGUGAAGGAAAAAAUCAAUUUGAUGAUAUAUCGCGAUAUGUAAUUUGGUGAUAUUUGUAUCGAUGUAUAUGCGUCCUUUAACAUCUGAGUCUUGUUUUUCCACUUAAACCCUCGACUGCUAGAUGGCAGCUGAGAACUUUGAGUCUCUUUAAAAAGCUCAAAACUACAACACAAAACUAAGUCGAGAUCUCAGAGAUGCAGGUUGUUUUGUUGUGAUGAGACAAGCACUAGUACCGAACUGAAACUCUGUGCCAUGUUGCUGCCAGUCUUAUAUAAAAUCCCGGAUUGCGGUGCUUUGUGUUCCACUAAAAUAUCGCGAUAGGUACGUAUCGUAUCGCCAGACUCUUUUUGGUACACACCCCUAGUAAUGAAGGAAAGGUCUGAUCAAAACGCGCUAAAGGAAACACUUUAGGAUUAAAACCCCUUGUGUACAAAUGUUUAGUGUCAGUAGAAGAGGUCCAACAUUCAUAAAAGUUUCAGAUCAGAAUGAAAGAAAGGAUUUGGUUAAAAUUUGAAUGUUUAAAAAAAAAAGAGUUCUGGCAGUUAUUUGAUUUAAAUGCAGUGUUUUAUAUCAACUCUACAUUAAUAGUAGUAGUUAAAAUUGACAUAAAAUCUAAAAUUUCAUUACGUUUCAACUGAUGAUUUAUGUAUUAAAUGUUUCACAAUAUUCCUGGAUUGUGUGUGAAAUUUCGUUAUUACUGCAAAAAUAUAAAUGUUUUUCAAGCAUUAGGUCCUGUAGUCAUCCCAUAAUAGUUUUAAAAUUUCCUUUGGUACUUUUUGAUAUCCCCAGGUUGUUUCAGUUUGAUUUGUAACUUUUUUAUUUUAUUUUGGGACCCAUAAGAGAGUUUGGCCCUGGUCAUUUUUUUGACAGUUUCUCCUGCUGUGAUGUCAUCUUUAUUUUUUUGGGGUGGGCCCAGGAGGAAGGUUCCCUAACCCCACAAUUAAUUUUCACCAGGUACUGGGUGCGUGUACAUUUUUGUGAGUUUUUAAGUAUGUAGCAGGGUGACGUUUUUGCUCAAAGGUGCAAUAAAAAAAAAGAAGAAUUACAAAAACAAUCUGGUCCUUGAGUCCAGGAUUGCUGCUGGACAAUUAAAGCGAAGUGAGUUGGAUGCAAGACAUUUAUUGUGAAUGUGGUUAAUGUCUGAAAUGUUGUUUCUCAUCUGACGCUUGUCAUGUCUGAUGCACUUUGAGCCCUUUAAGGUCUAGGAAUUGGUCCUAUUGUCUAAUUUCAGUAGCCUCAGCAGUAUUGCUCUGCAAGUGCAGCUCUUGUAACAUUAAAAGAAAAGCACCUAUUUGGAGUAUUCGGUCUUUGUAGAUCCAUUAUGAGAUUAUUUUGUGGUUUUCCUGCUUACUUGUCUCACAGUGUGCUGACAACAUCACAGCGACUGUGAGCACGGCUGAUGAUAGGGCUGUUCUUUAAGUUCUUCAAGUCAAUGCUGAGAGGAUGAGGCUUUAUCUUUACAUUCUAAGUCUGCUUUAUCUGUUGAUGCUGAGCAGCCAAGACAUGGGGGACAAAGCGACCCAGUUGACCUUGGAAGAAGCUGAGAGCAAUUUUGAUUUGACGUUGUUCAACGAUUCUUACAAUUUUACGUAUAGUGAUGAGACGGUCACAGAUGACUCCUUGCCAUGCAAUGUAACUGUGCCUGGAUUUAAUUCCGUCGCCCUGAUGGUCGUCUACAUCUUGGUGUCUCUGUUCAGUUUGAUUGGCAACAGCUUGGUGGUGUUUGUGGUCUGCACUAUGAAGAAGGGCAGAGGCAGCACAGACAUCUACUUGAUGCAUUUGGCGAUAGCUGACUUGCUCUUCUGCAUCACGCUGCCGUUCUGGGGCACCUACGUUCACUUCGGCUGGAGUUACGGCAACUUUCUGUGCAAAGUCCUGUCCGGCUUCCAGGAAGCAUCGGUUUACAGCGGAGUCUUCCUGCUGGCGUGCAUCAGCGUGGACCGUUUCUUUGCCGUUGUGAGGGCCACACGCGUGCUGUCUUCGAAUCACCACCUGGUGAAAGUGGUCUGCAGUGUGGUGUGGCUGAUGGCCGGAUUGUUGUCUCUUCCCGUUGUUAUCAAGAGGGAGAGCAUGUUCGCCGAAGAACUCAACCAGUCCAUCUGCUAUGAAAACGUCACUGGAGAUAGCAGUGACCUCUGGCAAUUCAGUUUACGCAUUCUGCGUCACACGUUGGGCUUUUUCCUGCCCCUGGUCGUCAUGACCUUCUGCUACGGCAGGACGGGCGUGACGCUCCUCCAGAUACGCAACCAGCAAAAGCACAAGGCCAUGCGGGUGAUCAUGGCGGUGGUGCUAGGAUUCGUUCUCUGCUGGCUGCCUUACAACGUCGCCGUCCUGACCGACACGCUCAUCCGAGCCGAAUCCCUGAAGGUGACCUCGUGUGACACCCGCUACAGAGUGGAGGUGACGCUGAACGUCACGCAGGUUUUGGCCUACAUGCACUGCGCGAUCAAUCCGGUGCUGUACGCCUUCAUCGGCCAGAAGUUCAGAAACCAGCUGCUGCUUUCCCUCUAUAAACACGGUGUGAUCAGCAAGAGGAUCCAGAUGGCCUACAGAAAGGGCUCUGCCCACAGCUGGGGCAGCAUCAGAUCCAAAAACACCUCAGUGACCAUGUAGAUCUGUCCUCAUGAGGGAAAUGUUUUCCCUGGGAAACCUGAAAUCCAACUCUCACGAAGAUCUAAAGUGUCCUCGUAAUUUCCAAAGUUCUCACCUCAUAGAACAAAUAACAUGAAGCAACGUUGAAAACUACGUUUCCCUCAAUGCCUUGAGAGAGUCCACAAAGAACAACACAUGCUUUUAAAGUCAUGCAGGCUUACAAAACUGCUGUUUUGGCUUAGUGAGUUCUUCUUUUGCCUUUCUCUGGAAACCAGAAAACAGUAGAUAGUUUCCACUGAUGGUGAUUUAGCAGCUUGUACUUUUUUUUAUAAAGACUCACUCCGAUGAAUAUCAUGGUUUUAGGCAUUUUUAACAAGUUCUUGUUGCAUUUUUUCUGAUGUUGGAGAACAUCUAUUAAAAACAUUAAGCUUUAAAAUACACUGUUGUGAAUCAGGAGCAGAUGAGAAAAAGAUCAUAGUUGUCCCGUAGAAAAGACGCUGGACGGGUCACAAGCUCCCUGCUCCAAGCUCUUAUGGGGAAGAGGGGGUGGGGUUGCUCCACAUGAACAGUCAC
Messenger RNA from Oryzias latipes (Japanese medaka), 3618 nucleotides. RefSeq names its product chemokine (C-X-C motif) receptor 2 (gene cxcr2). The record is from RefSeq and is a predicted model, not a curated record. Gene Ontology annotation, biological process: calcium-mediated signaling; neutrophil chemotaxis; G protein-coupled receptor signaling pathway. Lineage: Eukaryota; Metazoa; Chordata; Actinopteri; Beloniformes; Adrianichthyidae. Gene Ontology annotation, cellular component: external side of plasma membrane; membrane. Gene Ontology annotation, molecular function: C-C chemokine binding; C-X-C chemokine receptor activity; C-C chemokine receptor activity.